GUGGAGGUUCCCUCGCCAGCUCCGCGCUGGUCAUACGCCAUGUGGCACUGCGGCGGGCGGAAGGUGCUGUAUUCGCUGAGGCGGCUGACCGGCGGACACGCACACCGCAGAGCGUGGCGAUGGAACAGUAACCGGGCUUGUGAGAGGGCUCUACAGUAUCAACUAGGAGACAAGAUCCACGGAUUCACUGUCAACCAGGUGACAUCUGUUCCCGAGCUGUUCCUGACGGCAGUGAAGCUCAGCCACGAUGACACAGGAGCCAGGUAUUUACACCUGGCCAGAGAAGACACGAAUAAUCUGUUCAGCGUGCAGUUCCGCACCACUCCCAUGGACAGUACGGGUGUUCCUCACAUUCUUGAGCAUACCGUCCUUUGUGGGUCUCGGAAAUAUCCGUGCAGAGACCCUUUCUUCAAAAUGUUGAACCGAUCCCUCUCCACGUUCAUGAACGCCUUCACAGCUAGUGAUUAUACUCUGUAUCCAUUUUCCACACAAAAUCCCAAGGACUUUCAGAAUCUCCUCUCGGUGUAUUUGGACGCCACCUUUUUCCCAUGUUUACGCGAGCUGGAUUUCUGGCAGGAAGGAUGGCGGCUGGAACACGAGAAUCCUAGCGACCCCCAGACGCCCUUGGUCUUUAAAGGAGUCGUCUUUAAUGAGAUGAAGGGAGCGUUUACAGACAAUGAGAGGAUAUUCUCCCAGCACCUUCAAAACAGACUUCUUCCCGACCACACAUACUCAGUGGUCUCCGGGGGUGACCCACUGUGCAUCCCGGAGCUUACGUGGGAGCAGCUUAAGCAAUUUCAUGCCACUCACUAUCACCCAAGCAAUGCUAGGUUCUUCACGUAUGGUAAUUUUCCAUUAGAACAGCAUCUGAAACAAAUUCAUGAGGAAGCACUGAGCAAAUUCCAGAAAAUCGAACCAAGCACCACGGUGCCAGCUCAGACACCCUGGGACAAGCCUAGGCAAUUCCAGAUAACAUGUGGCCCGGAUUCAUUCGCUACAGAUCCCUCUAAACAAACAACCGUCAGCGUUAGCUUCCUCUUACCGGACAUCACCGACACAUUUGAAGCCUUCACAUUAAGUCUUCUGUCUUCACUCUUGACUUCUGGGCCCAAUUCUCCCUUUUACAAAGCCUUGAUUGAAUCUGGCCUUGGCACAGACUUUUCUCCUGAUGUUGGAUAUAAUGGCUACACGAGGGAAGCCUACUUCAGUGUUGGCCUCCAAGGGAUUGCGGAGAAAGACAUUGAGACAGUUGGAAGCCUCGUAGACAGAACGAUUGAUGAAGUAGUUGAGAAAGGAUUUGAAGAUGAUCGAAUUGAGGCUUUACUUCAUAAAAUUGAAAUACAGAUGAAACAUCAGUCUACCAGCUUUGGGCUGAUGCUGACAUCAUACAUAGCUUCUUGCUGGAACCACGACGGGGACCCUGUGGAGCUCCUGAAGUUGGGAAAUCAGUUGGCUAAAUUCAGACAGUGCCUGCAGGAAAAUCCAAAAUUUUUGCAAGAAAAAGUAAAACAGUAUUUUAAGAAUAACCAGCAUAAGCUGACUUUAUCGAUGAGGCCAGAUGACAAGUAUCAUGAGAAGCAGGCACAAAUGGAAGCCACGAAGCUCAAGCAGAAGGUCAAGGCUCUGUCCCCCGGAGACAGGCAGCAGAUCUACGAGAAAGGUUUGGAAUUACGGACUCAACAAAGCAAACCUCAAGAUGCCUCUUGUCUGCCAGCGUUGAAAGUUUCAGAUAUUGAGCCUACCAUACCUGUCACAGAGUUGGAUGUGGUCCUGACAGCCGGAGAUAUACCUGUUCAGUACUGCGCCCAGCCCACCAAUGGCAUGGUGUAUUUCCGGGCCUUCUCCAGCCUGAACACACUCCCUGAAGAGCUGAGGCCCUACGUGCCCCUCUUCUGCAGCGUCCUCACCAAGCUGGGCUGCGGCCUUCUUGACUACCGGAAGCAGGCUCAGCAGAUAGAACUGAAGACCGGAGGGAUGAGCGCUUCUCCCCACGUGCUCCCCGACGACUCGCACAUGGACACCUACGAGCAGGGUGUGCUUUUCUCCUCUCUCUGCCUGGAUCGAAACCUCCCAGACAUGAUGCAUCUAUGGAGUGAAAUAUUUAACAACCCGUGCUUUGAAGAAGAGGAGCACUUCAAGGUGCUGGUGAAGAUGACCGCCCAGGAGCUCGCCAAUGGAAUUCCCGACUCUGGACACCUGUACGCAUCCAUCAGGGCGGGCCGGACCCUCACACCUGCAGGGGACCUGCAGGAGACCUUCAGCGGGAUGGAUCAGGUGCGACUGAUGAAGAGGAUUGCAGAAAUGACAGACAUCAAACCCAUCCUGAGGAAGCUGCCGCGUAUCAAGAAACACCUGUUAAAUGGUGAUAAUAUGAGGUGUUCAGUGAAUGCGACUCCUCAGCAGAUGUCUCAGACAGAAAAGGUGGUCGAAGACUUCCUUAGAAGCAUCGGUCGGAGUAAGAAGGAGCGGAGGCCUGUGCGCCCACACACGGUCGAGAAACCUGUGCCCAGCAGCUCUGGUGGGGAUGCCCACGUUCUCCAUGGCUCCCAGAUCAUUAGGAAGCUGGUCAUGGAACCCACCUUCAAGCCCUGGCAGAUGAAGACUCACUUCCUGAUGCCCUUCCCGGUGAAUUAUGUGGGCGAAUGCAUCCGAACUGUCCCCUACACGGACCCAGAUCAUGCCAGGUAAAAAUUGAAUGAAUUUAGGCUGAGACCUCUGAUAAACGUGGUAGAGUAAGCCUUCGUGAGGACAGAUGCAUGGAACGACAGCAAAGGUAGAUCAAGACACGAAGCCACAAGGGAGAGUGGGAGGUGACCCAGGCAGCCAUGGGGGCUGCAGGAGAACCUCAUGAGCCAGACUGUGGGUGGGUGGGUAGGGCCUGACCUGGGGCCACAGAGGGACAGGGCGGUCGGGAGAAACCAAGUGGUCCUGCAGAGCCCUGCAGAUGGCAGGGCCAGAGGCCGCCUUACAGUCCCUCUGAGGAGUUUGCCUCCCGUCUCCUCACACGAGUCAGAAGCUCAGGGAAGGAGGCCCUGGGUUGAGCGGCCGAAGCCACAGCCGAGAGAGGUCAGGCCGAGAGUGAGGGUCUAAGUGGCGUGGGGUGAGGGAGUUUGCUGCCUAUGGACUGGCCCUCCAGCCCCUUCUUCUGAAGUGUGGCUGCUCCUCGGCUGUGUUCAUCCCAUCUGCGGAAACUGGCCAGACCAGGAGGACAGACUCACAGACAUGCACUUUUGGGGACCCGUCAGUUGGGUGUGGAUGACACAGAUCUGUGCAAACAUGUUAUAUCCCGGAAAUUCACUUCCUGUAUCCUUGUCCCAGGCAGCUACCCCCAUGAGGGACUAAACCAAGGAGGAGACCCCCAGGGUCUGGCUCCAACCUCGCUGGUGCCAACUGAUGGCGCCCCAGCCACCCGAGUGGUAGAGAGGGGAGGGCAGGCUUAGGCCUGGGCAGUCUAUCCUGAUAGCAGAAGGUGCCGGGCCUCCAGGGUGCACGUGUGUCACAGCAGGGCCACGGAUGGGGAGGUGUGUAGCCAGGCGGGAGGAAAUGUGGGGCUGCAGUCGGGGCCCAGAAAGAGCUCCCCUGUAGAAAAGAGAGAUGUUGCCAGCUCUUUUGUUCAUUUAUUUCAAUAUUUGUAGAAGAUACACAGAUCUGUCUGCUGUGCCAGCAGAAGAGUGGUGUCUGUUUCCACCAUCCAAUAGGAAAAUGCAGACAGAAAACACUAAAAAUGUGGAGGUUCCCCUGGGCCAGGGGGAUUCUAGAUCUUUUAUUCCUUGUUUUUUGUAUUUUAUAAUCUUUCAACAGUGAGCAUGUUUUUAAUAUACAAGUAAUAGAAAUUUCUCGAGGAGGAUGCAUGGAUCGACGGAACGCCAUCCCUGCUGGUGCUUGUGGAGGCUCCGUCCCCCAGGGUCUGGCUCCAACCUCGCUGGUCCCAACUGACGGCGCCCCAGCCACCCGAGUGGCGCUGGGUUUCUCCUGGAGGGUCCACACGAGAUGGUCGUGACUUCUCCCAGCACGGCCCCUGGGAACACGCCCACUCCUUCCUUGAUUUCCCACCUGGCCUAUUUGACGCUCUUCGUCUGCUUUAGGAAAAGGCACAUCUGUGGAAGUGGUGACCUGGGGCUGAUCUCGCCACGGGCGUCUUUAAGGAGCCUGUGUCUUUGCCGCAGACGCUACCAUCAUUGUCUGCCCUGCCUUCUGUCGGAGGUGGAUGUGUUCUAGAAUCAUCUAGAAUGUGAUGUCACCAUUUGCAGUGGAAGGCAUAGGAGAUCAGCCCCGUUCCUAGAAAUGGGCUUUAUCGGAGAGUGUGUGUUUUCUUAAGGGAUUCCUAUACUCAAGAGUUUGACUUCAGUUUCCUUUUUUUUCCAUAUUCUGAUGUGAGACAUUUAAAUAAAUGUUCAUUUGCACAUUUGCCUUUACAAUAGAAAUAGCCUCUUUCUACUUCACCAGAUUUUAAAAAUGCCACGUAUGCAUUGGAACAAGUUAAGCAGUGCGGCGCUGGAAGUGUUAGAUUCCCUCCCCACCACCACUGCUUCAACCCUGUAAUCCAAGCCAACUGCUUGAAAAUUGUGCUUCCUUGUGCUUUUUAGUUUUUGUUAAUUAAAAAGAAAAUAUCAUGCCUAUAAGCCCAGCACUUGGAAGGCAGGAGGAUCGCUUGAAGCCAGGUGUUU
This is a messenger RNA of Piliocolobus tephrosceles (Ugandan red Colobus), 4667 nucleotides long. RefSeq names its product pitrilysin metallopeptidase 1 (gene PITRM1). Bases 40 to 2688 code for a protein of 882 amino acids. The record is from RefSeq and is a predicted model, not a curated record. Lineage: Eukaryota; Metazoa; Chordata; Mammalia; Primates; Cercopithecidae. Gene Ontology annotation, cellular component: mitochondrial matrix. Gene Ontology annotation, biological process: protein processing. Gene Ontology annotation, molecular function: metalloendopeptidase activity; metal ion binding. The transcript has 24 exons.